AGCUACUGGAUACCUCCGGCCAAUGGCACACCAACAUCCGUGCUAGUGUGGCAUCAUCAAUACAAUACUCGUCCGAUGAAAACUGGUGACUGUAUGGCGAAGAGGACCAAAAAUGGCAUCUGAGGUCGGCUUUUUGGACAUGCCAGAGACAGGAGUGGUCCAGAAUCGUGCCCAGUCAAGACGUGAAGCUAAUUGGGUCGCGUGCCAUUAUCGUACACUCACUCGCCCGAUUCGUUCGUUGUAUGCGCUACUUCUCGUCCGGCCGCAAAUGGGUCUUCACUGUUGGUUGGGACAUAGUAGCAGGCCUGGUUCUGAAUCGUGCUUUGGUUCUGAUCACUUCUGGGUCAGUCGAUUCUCGACAGCGAGCACGGAUGAGGAAGUGGUGACGCGACUCCAACCAAGCACUGGCGCGACCGUUAGCGAUCAACACUAUGCCAGAUUAGGUGGAACGGCAUUGAUACGUAUACUGUACUGUAUGUAUGUUCAUGCCUGCUUCGAGCUUUGUUUGCGCAUUUGUCUGCCAUUUUUGAGCCGCGUGGGGUUUGUCGCGCUAAUCCGCCGCAAUCAGGUACAGCGUUGACCACUAUUUGGUCGCGUAACCGUUCCCCCCCCCCC
Messenger RNA from Truncatella angustata, 615 nucleotides. RefSeq lists its product as uncharacterized. The coding region runs from base 113 to 580 and encodes 155 amino acids. NCBI's taxonomy places the organism in Eukaryota, Fungi, Ascomycota, Sordariomycetes, Amphisphaeriales, Sporocadaceae. The transcript has a single exon. The record is from RefSeq and is a predicted model, not a curated record.